Messenger RNA from Tachysurus vachellii, 2667 nucleotides. Its product is annotated as kazrin-A-like. NCBI's taxonomy places the organism in Eukaryota, Metazoa, Chordata, Actinopteri, Siluriformes, Bagridae. The transcript is spliced from 7 exons. Gene Ontology annotation, molecular function: protein binding. Bases 894 to 1958 code for a protein of 354 amino acids. The record is from RefSeq and is a predicted model, not a curated record.
GAGUAAAUAUAAUAAUACAUAUAAAAAUAGCGUUCCCUGGUUCAUUUAUAUUUAUUUGUCAUGAUGUUUUCAGCUUAGCCAGGUCUCUGGAGCAUUUGUGUCUUGAGACUAAGCAGAGAUGAGGGAGGGAAUAUGGUUCUGUGCAUUAGGUCACUUUGAAUAUCUUUGUGAGCUGACAUCACCUUAGCCUUUAGAGAGGAUUCGAGACUAGGACUGAGGAAAUGAUCACAAUGUACCGCCAUCUACUGGUACUAGUCUGUAUUGUAAUCCUCUGUGAUACAAUCAGAUCUCAAAUAAUUAAACACAUCCCAAAAAUUGCAAUAUCAGCAUAUUCCAUGUGUAUAUGUGUGGGGUUUUGCUUGAACAUCUUAACCAUAAGCCUGUUACAUGUGACACCAUGUCUUAUCCUGCAGUGUGUCUAAUAAUGUCAGUACUCUAAGGGUUUUAAGAUUGUGACACUCCAUGUCCAUCUGGCUGAUCUGACUGUUUAUUAACCAUAUGCCCGCUAGCUCUGAUCCCUCACUGAGUUUGUAAUUCAGGGGUGCCCAGUCUUAUCCGGUAAGGGGCGGUGAGAGAGAGAAGCUCGACUGAUUAAACAGGUGAAGUCAGGUGUGGUUCCUCUGGGCCCUUUGCGAAUAAGACUGCACUCCUUUUAUCAUGUAUACUGGUUUCUGGCUCUAAAUAGUGUUCUGCUGCUCAAAAAUAUUUAUAUUUGUCUCAACUCUCUCUUGCCUUCUCUGCCUUCUUAAGCGAGUCCUUAUAAUGUAUCUUUAUAAUUACACAUGAUUCAGUACAAGUGUGAGCAGGCAGAUUAACACUGCUGCCUAAAAAAAAAGGCUUUUGCAUACAGCCCUGCCUUUUUCCCCUCAUCCACUGAUUCAGACUCGGAUAGCAUGUCCAGCCCGGGCCGUCUGAGUGCGAGCCUGUCGGACGGUGAGGAGCAGCUUGACAAACUGCAGCAGGUGGAGCUGGCGAGGACGGUGCCCAUGUCCCGGUGGCGAGCUGGCACUGUUCAUGCCUGGCUCGAGGUCAUCAUGGCCAUGCCUAUGUACAUCCGUGCUUGUACAGACAACAUCAAGAGUGGCAAGGUGAUGUUAGCCUUAACUGACACAGAUCUGGAAGCUGGUUUGGGGAUCAGCAACUCUAUGCAUCGCAGAAAACUGCGUCUGGCCAUAGAGGAUUACAGACAGGCUGAGUCGGGACAUGGACUGUCGUAUGCUGCGGAUCUUGACCACCACUGGGUGGCGCAGGCAUGGCUAAAUGACGUAGGUCUGCCGCAGUAUUCCCAGUUCUUCCACACACACUUGGUCGAUGGACGCCUUCUGAGUACGCUCACACGAGCUGACCUGGAAAAGCACCUGCAUGUGUCCAAAAAAGCCCAUCAGACAAGUCUGCUGCUGGGAAUCCAGCUCCUACACAUUCUUAAUUUUAACAAAGAGCUUCUGCAAGCAAGGCGAGCAGACUGUGAGAUCCAGAACUCUGACCCUCUGGUCUGGUCUUGCCAGCGCAUUAUUAAAUGGCUCAGAGACAUCGACCUGAAGGAGUUUGCUGGCAGUCUACAGAACAGUGGUAUUCAUGGUGCUGUCAUGGUGCUUGAUCCUUCAUUUAACACAGACUCCAUGGCAACAGCGUUAGGUAUCUCUGCAAGCAAGCACAUGGUCCGUCAGCAUCUGAGUGAAGAAAUGAAGGCCCUACUUGCUACUGCAAGACUAGAUGUUGAGCAAGAAGUUGAGACCAUGGGAAUUCCACCCACUAUGUCCCGUCAGAGCUCUCUGGGACGCGCGACAAUAAGCCACCAUGAUGGUCAACACUCCUUCAGACAACUCAAACUCAGGCCAGAAGUAAGUUUCAAUCUGAAGAGUCACGGUGGAGCCACGUCUCUAAAUGCUAGCUGUGAGGACGUCACACCCCAGCCAGAAAACAGCCCAGCCAGAAACCUCUCUGCUGCUGACCUCUAAUCCUAGCUCUAAAAUCCUGAGACAUGGUCCAAAGCCAUAAUGAGACCCAUCUCAAGGUUUUAAGCUGUAAUCAAAUGUUGUUGAUGAAGCAGAGAUUUAUAUGAAUUUAUACUUGUCAGUUUCAACCUUUCCCCUGGACAUUUUUUAUGAAAAUGUUAUUAACUGUAUGUUUUGUAUUGACAACACUAGUACUGAUGUUUGUUUUGUAUUGUCAAAUUCAUAAAGUCGCAUAAAUAAAUGUGGAGCGUUUUAAAUAGCAUGUAAUAAUUGUAAAUUUUACCAUGUGUCUAAUGUUGUGGAAAUACGCUUGAUUACACCUAACUUUGCUCUGUUCUAUUAAUUUAUUUUCUAUUGCAAAUAACAGCAAAUAAUAUCCAGGUAAUUGGCUAUGACUCACCCAGUUCUGCAGAUGAAGGCUAAGCCUUGUCUUAGACUUAAAACACUAUUAAAAAAGAGACCCUGUAGAAAAUAUAAGGUCUAGACUUAACCGAUGGAUUCAAAACCAAGACUGCAUUAUCCUGUAUAGACGUGUCUCACCCUACAUGGACUCUGGAUAAUCUACCAACAACACUGAAUCUAAACCUGGGAAAAACCUCCCAUUAUCUCUAACCUCCAUGACUAAUAAUUUAAUUCUCUCAAACAGCAAAGACACACUUUUCUGUGAUUAAGCCCUUUAGGUAAUAAAAUCCACAUUCUUUUUUUUCUUUUU